Molecule: messenger RNA, 3165 nt
Organism: Cottoperca gobio
Lineage: Eukaryota; Metazoa; Chordata; Actinopteri; Perciformes; Bovichtidae
Gene: nrgnb
Product: neurogranin (protein kinase C substrate, RC3) b
Exons: 6
Coding region: 344-2635 (763 amino acids)
Molecular function (GO): calmodulin binding
Source: RefSeq, a predicted model, not a curated record
AUAGUUGCCUAGAAACAGUUGUCAACAAAACAGCGAACAGUUGAUAUCCAAAACAUUCUUAAGUAACGAUGGACACGAAGUGCAAGUCAUGUCAGGUAACAGGUGAAGCUAUUUACUAAUGCUUUGACAUCUUGCAACACAAGUGGUGUGUGACGACCAGCUAGCUAACAUAGUUAGCCAACUACCAACGUUAGCAUUAUGUGGAAAGUUUCCAGUGUCAGCUAGCUUCUCGCAACUUCUACGCUACAUAUCAGGAAGAAAGUAAAUUACUGACAACAACUUCGACUUAUCCUGUCAGUCACAAGCUGUCCCAGGAGUUACCGUGCCCAGUGCCUCCUAAGAAAUGUCAGUACCUUUCUCCAACACUCACCUGCGGGUCCCGCGAGGAUUUGGUACCAUCCUGGAGGGUCUGGCCAGAGAAGUCCUGCGAGACCAGCCUGAAGACAUUCCUAAAUAUGCUGCACAGUACUUUGAUGCUCUUCUCAAACAAAGAGAAGAUAGUGGUGUGGACCCUCCUGAGUGGGCUGCUAAACUGGAAGAUCGGUUCUACAACAACCAUGCAUUCAAGGCUACUGGGCCUAGUCCUGCUAAAGAGCCUGCAACAGAGCUGACCAUUUCCAAAGAAAAAUCAUACGAGUCCCAAACUGAAGAUGAAUCAGCAGAGGCCUCAAAUGUUUCCACCAUACAAACUAAUGACUCUGAAGAGGUUGAUUUAACUGAGAGCACAGAAGAAUAUGAGGAAAAACAUGAUGAUACAGAGAAACGUGUUAUUUCGAUGGAAAAGGGGCUUUCAGUAGAGGAAUCAGUCAACAUGCUCCCAGCUGCAGAUGUACAGCCAGAUGAUCUGAGCGGGACAGUGGAGGAGCAAGACAAAACAAUAACUACAUUUGAUCAAGUUGACAGUGCAGCUAAUGGAAAAGAUAGCAUCUCUGCUUCAGACCAAGAUAUACCUCAGUCUGAGUUAGAGCCCACUGACUUGUUAUCAUUCAAAGAAAUUUCAAAUGUAGAUGUGUGUGCUCAGGAGUUAGGAAUGGAAGAAGAAUAUGGAGAUAAUGAGCAAAACACGGCAGUUCGAGAUGAAGAGAUUGUAGACUCAGAAGAACCCGGGGAGGUAUUUCCAUAUCCUGGGCUGGCUGAUGUUGACGUGUGUGCUACGGAGCUUACAGGAACAGAGAGAACAAUGGAAGGAGCCACGGCUGAAGAUGAUGAGGACAGCUCAAAACCCCAACCUGCGGAACAUGUUGUACAAUCAUCAUUGUGUCAAUCUGAAACCCCUGAGGGCAAUCAACAAGAAGCAGAAGAUCAGGUAGAAAACACAAAGGAUGAGGAAGGAACAGAGUCUGACACUUCUUCUGUGGUAAUACUUGAAAGUGUAGCUCGUAUAGCGGGUGCUUUUGACAGUAAUGCUACACCAAAGAAGGAUUCCUUGGUUGAGAUUAGCUUUGAAGAUGUUCCAGAGGGUCAGCAGAUCGAAGAGGUUGAGGAGAAACAGACAGAGGAAGAGGACUCAGUAGAUGUCUUACAGACAAACAAAUUAGACUGGAAACUGGAGGAAGAGUCGAAAGAGGUUACAGCGGAGGCAACAGUCCAAAAUAUAUCUCACACACAAGACCACGAUGAACUUGCAAUGUUGGGAGUUGAAAAGGAAGUUAACUCUGAAGGGGAGGAAAUGGAAAGUCAGCCUGAGGGAUCUCGUAUAAUGAAGGAGAAGGUGGACACACAUUAUGCCAAUUUAAAUGAAAGGCAUGAUGGUGAGAAGCUCAAAGGUGUUAAAACCAUCAGCUCAUCACAUCAGCCCACCAUCGAUGAAGAGCGCUCAGAGGAUGAAACUGAUCAUAAAAAUGAAGUUAGUGAAAAGACAAGAGAGAUAAGUGAAUGUGAAUUUCCCCAGAAGGAGGAGUCGAAAAAAGAGGCAAAGGACCCUGACGAUGAGACGACAUACACAGUUGGAGGAGACAAAGAGGACAUGCAUACAGAAAGUUAUAGUGACGGGGAGGAUGAAGAAAUUGAUGGUGGUGGUGCGGAAAAUCAUUCAUCACAAGUUACCCAGUCAAAUAUAUCAACUGCUGCAACAGAGGCUGAGGUGGAAACUUUAGAGGCAAGUUCACAACAUCUACCAGAGGAGACCGAGGAGAGUCAGAGAACACCUGUAGAGUCACAUCUGGAGGAUACGGUGGUAGAAAAUCAGGUCACAUCCAAAGAGAAAAGUUCACAUGUAGAGGAACUUGUGGAAGAAGAAGUUGAUUCUGAAACACAAGAGAAGAGUGAUGCAAUGUGUGAAGAGGGCAGCAUCAGCCCCACUCAAAGUGCAGAUCGGACAGCUGCAGACCACCAAGCAGAGGACUCCACAGAGCCUGAAGGCAAGAGUGGUGACAAGGAGGAGUGCAGCCGGCCCCAGGAGGAGGAGGACAUCAUGGACAUCCCCCUGGAUGACCCCGAGGCCAACAGGGCCGCUGCCAAGAUCCAGGCUGGCUUCCGUGGGCACAUGACCCGUAAGAAGAUGAAGCCGGAGGACAAAGCGGAAGGGGAGGAGGUGAGCAGCACUGGGGAUGUGCUCAACUGCAGCCAGGGGGACACAGAGACAGGAGGAUCGGGGGCAGUAGAGGGAGCCGACACAUCUGUGCCAGAGCAGUGACGCCCCUGUCCUGACCUGGAUGAAGACGAAGAGGGGGAAGCAAGGUAGCGAGAGAUGGCUGGCGUAAGCCGGCUGUGGCUGGCUUUCAGGCACACCUUUUUACCCCAGGAGUCAUUUUAUUUUUCAACACAAUUUAGUAGAACCCACAGUUUUGAGGGUGUGUUAUGUGAAUUUUGUGAACUUCUACGCUCUUUCGCUGCUUCUUCAGCAGUCUCAUCAGUACGGAUGUCUUUCACCCAGAACUUGCAACUCACUGCAUGUACUUGUGAAACUUCUGGUAGUGUGCUAGUUUUUAGAUUGAUGAUCUGUGAAUGUGAAAAUGAAUGUCCUCUUAAUGCUAAACAGGGCUUCUAUUGGACGGAUCAGUUCAUACCAUCUGUGUAUAAACCUUGUAGGCAUCGGCUUUAGACUUUGUGUAUGUAGUGGCUUAAAUUAUUUGUUGUGUUGCAUUGUUUAUGAUGUGCUUGUAUCUUGACUAUUCUUUACCUAUUUGACUUACUCACAAAAAUGAUUAAAACAUCAAAAGGGAA